CACUUUAGUGGUUGAUAGCCAACUGUGAAAAUCAAAACAGCUAUAGUUCUAAAUAAAAUGUCGCCGACUUACUGUAAAAUAAUUCAUCUAUAGUUUUGACUGGAAGAGAUUAAGUUUACGUGUUUGCAAUUGUUUUUACAACAAAUUUGCUAGUUAACAAUAAUUGCUCAAAAAUUUCGUCGUACAUAACUGAUUUAUGUAGUUACUUUUCGUUCAUAUACUUGUCCUUUACUUGGAUUCGGAUUAUUGAUUGAUAUUGAUUGAUUCAUCAUUUGAAAUCAUUUGAAUUUUAUUAAUAUAAUCCUCCGCAAUGUGAAUUGCAAAAAAUAUUUAAACUAGCGGUAUAUUUAAAAGAAUGUAUAUUUUUGUUGUUUAAACUUAAAAUUUAGAAUAAAAAAAUGGCUUUCCUAUGUCCAGUUCGUAUACGUCGGGGAAAAAAGAAAAAACCUGGUUCUCACAAUUUUAAUUUAGAAAAAGACGGGCUAAGCAAUCUCAGUGUGGGAUCUAGCAGAGUUCAUUUACCUCCUGGACGGAUCACUGGAAGUGCAAGUAUUGAAACUUUGGUCAGGGUUGGUAUUGAAAAGGAAAAUGGUCUUUCACCUGACAGCAAGAUGGUUAUAAUUCACGAUUUUACACCUUGUGUAGAUGAUGAGCUUCAAGUUAAACGAGGACAAGUAGUCAAUGUUCUCUACAGAGAAAAUGAUUGGGUUUAUGUGAUUGCUGCUGAUACAAGAAUGGAAGGGUUUGUUCCUCAUUCUUAUUGCGUGCCUUAUACAUCACAACUUGCUGAACAAACUCUUGCCAGUUUGAUAAAUAAUGUAAAGAAAAAAAUACCACGAUCGAACGAUGGUGAUGGGGAUAAUACAAAUGCAUCUAGACCACAGGCAUUGGAUUCGCAGCAUACAGACACUGGUUCUGCAUCUGAUUGUGAAAGUUAUGCAAGAAAUAUAGCUUCAACGGAUACGAAUGCUAAUCGAACUAAUAUAACACAAUCUCAAAACUCUGUUCAGGCUGUUCCUUUCCAACCUGAUAUUCAUCCCUUUUUCAAAGACCCUUCAGCUGGUAGAUAUAUCGUACUUUAUACGUUCGUAGCACGAGAUGAGAAUGAUGUGAGUGUUGAAAGGGGUGAAUUCGUCACAGUUUUGAAUCGAGAUGAUCCUGAUUGGUUUUGGGUUCUAAGACACUGUGAUGGUAAUGAAGGCUUUGUACCAUCAGGUUUUGUUUAUCCUGGACACGUAUUGCAUUCAUAUUCAACGACAGUAACGAAUACAACACCAACAGCAACUACUGCUGAAGAUUCACACGAUUUAGGUGUAAGGAAUGGGAAUAAUCUAGGUAACGAACAAUUGCAACAGAAAGAUUUGCGAGACUUAAGGGAUGAAAUUACGGGAACUGAACUAGUUGUGUUAUAUGAUUAUAAGGCGCAGGCGCCAGAUGAUUUAUCUGUGAAACGAGCUGAUUGGAUUUAUGCAGAUCUUGGUAAUCAAACGGUUGAUGGAUGGCUUUGGGCAUAUGCACCUAAAACUCGAAAGUAUGGUUUCAUUCCUAAAGCUUAUGCUCGUCCACCUGCUAUGACCAGCCUCUAGUUUAUAAAGAUUCUUUCGUACUCUAAUGUUUUAUACUUUUCUAUAUAACAAUAAAAAUAUAAUAUAAUUAAAACUUA
This is a messenger RNA of Chelonus insularis, 1663 nucleotides long. It is a transcript of the gene Dlish, whose product is annotated as Dachs ligand with SH3s. The record is from RefSeq and is a predicted model, not a curated record. Bases 399 to 1586 code for a protein of 395 amino acids. The transcript is spliced from 5 exons. Lineage: Eukaryota; Metazoa; Arthropoda; Insecta; Hymenoptera; Braconidae. Gene Ontology annotation, molecular function: protein binding.